AUGACGGCCAAAUUACAUUUCGGAGGGCUCAUUUUGAUUACACUAUUCCGUAAGGCUCAAUACUCCGGAUAUUUUUUCAUCAUCGCAGUGCUCUUCCGAUGUUCUGGCGGUGCGCUGUUGGCUGUGAGCACUCGGCAACUGUCCCGGUCCCUGCACCAUGACAUGCUUAGUCAUGUUCUUUCCAGUCCCGUGAGUUUCUUCGAUUCGACACCCCGAGGAAGGCUGCUGAACAGGUUCUCGAUCGACCUCGAUAUGAUCGACGCCCGCUACUACAUCUGUUUCAAGUCGUGUAUCCAGAACUCCUUCCAAGCCGUCUCCAACCUGUCCGUCAUCGCAACCCAGAGUCCCAUAGUUCUCGGGAUAGGAGGCCUGGGAGCCGUCAUCCUAGUAUGCGGAAUGCACCUCAUCAUUCGGGCCUCCAACUCCGCCCGCUUCGUGGAAGGCGCGUUCAUGUCAAGAGUGCUGCAACACGCCACGGAGACCGUGGACUCGCUGAGCAGCGUCCGGUCCUACGAGAUGGUGGAGCGCUUCUGCAGCCACUUCUGUCACCUCGCGGAAUGGGGCAUGCUGCCCUACAACGCCUGGAUGUGCUGCUUCAGGGUCAGCCGGGCACUGGUCAGCGCCGUCGGCUUCGCCAUUGUGUUGGCCACCUUCAUCUUGGCUGUGGUUAACACCACGAACGAGGCUAGCAGCGUCGGUCUCGCUCUCAGCUCUUCGCUGUCCCCUGAUGUGGACGUUCAAGAGCCAUACAAGGAUAAGAAGAGUCGACAGGAGGCCUUUUGGGUUCUGCCCGUGGAUCAAAAAUGGCCAAGCGAAGGAAGGUUGGAAUUCCAGGGCUACGCUACGUCUUACCGGCCCGGGAUCUUGCCAGAUGUCCUGAAAGGAGUCACAUUUUCUGUGCAACCGCAAGAAAAGGUGGGUGUCGUAGGAAGGACCGGAGCUGGCAAGUCGUCCCUGGUGCUCGCAGUCCUCCGGGUUCUUAAAAGCUCCCGGGGCAGCAUCCGCAUUGACGGCGUCGACAUCAACGCCGUGCCGCUGAGGAGGCUCAGGAACGCGCUCACCGUCAUUCCUCAGGACCCAAGCCUAGUGCGGGGCAGCCUGCGCGACAACCUGGAUGCCACUGGGAGCCAUAAAGACGAAGAACUGUGGCAAGCGCUGCGAGAAGCACACCUGGCUGACUUCGUGGCCUCGCAACGGAACAAUCUUCUUUUGGAAGUAGGUGACGGAGGUUCAAACCUGAGCGUCGGACAAAGGCAACUUGUGUGCCUGGCCAGGGCGCUGCUAAGGAAACCGAAGGUGCUGCUCUUGGACGAGGCCACGUCCCAGAUGGACGGGGACACGGACCGCUUGAUUCAGACAACGCUCAAAAAAAGCUUUGCCAGAUGCACAAUUUUGGCCAUUGCACACCGUAUCAACACCGUCCUGGACUACGAUAAGAUCUUGGUGAUGGGCGACGGAAGAGUACUCGAAUACGGGCCAGUGGAUCAGCUGCUGACAGAUGAGAAAUCCCUAUUCAAUGAAACAGCGAAAAAAGCGGGCGUCCUGGCCAAACGAAGCAGUUUUACAGGCGAUUCAUCUUUCACGAAACUCUGA
Molecule: messenger RNA, 1593 nt
Organism: Ixodes scapularis (black-legged tick)
Lineage: Eukaryota; Metazoa; Arthropoda; Arachnida; Ixodida; Ixodidae
Product: ATP-binding cassette sub-family C member 2
Exons: 7
Coding region: 1-1593 (530 amino acids)
Biological process (GO): transmembrane transport
Cellular component (GO): membrane
Molecular function (GO): ABC-type transporter activity; ATP binding; ATP hydrolysis activity
Source: RefSeq, a predicted model, not a curated record